AUGGUUUCUCAAGACCAAAGUAAGGACUCUGGCUCCAAAAAAAAUGGAGGUAAGGAGCUUGGAAUGGUAACUCCUCAAGACAAGCCCUUGAAGAAGAUGAAGUUUGUUUCAUCUGUUGAGACAGAACCAACCAGCUCAACAACAAUUUCUGAGGAUUCAAAGUUAGGUCGAGGUAUGAGCACAAUGCCUCGUGUUGUGAAGAGAAAAUUUCAGAAAAUCAAGCCAGUUGUUGAGUACAAUAAAAGGGGGAAAGCCGUUGACAUGGCUUUUGUGGUAGGUCAAGGGGGCAAGAACUCGGUGUUAUCUUCUGCUGCCAAGAAAUGGAAGGAUUUCAAGUCUACACUAACGAGGCAUUAUAUCCUUCCAUACAUCAAGGAGAGGGAGAAAUUAAGCCAACCCCCUGAAAUAUAUAAAUUCAUAGAGAAAGCAGAAUGGGAUGCCUUUGUAGCUUCAAGGAUAUCUAAAGAAUUUGAGUCUGUGCAUUCUCAACAUUCACAGAUUAGGGAGAAACUUGAGUACAAUCAUCGAUUGUCUCGAAAAGGAUAUGCUGGUUUGGAGGAUCAAUUGGAGGAAACCAUGCUUGGGGUAGAAAUUGAUCGAUCUACCUUAUGGAAGAAAACUAGACAAGACAAACAUGGUAACAUCCCAGAUCCAAAGGUGGCAAAGAAAGAAAAAUUAAUUGUAAGCCUACACACUAUGUUUUAA
Messenger RNA from Prunus armeniaca (apricot), 705 nucleotides. The record is from the annotation of a GenBank genome assembly. Lineage: Eukaryota; Viridiplantae; Streptophyta; Magnoliopsida; Rosales; Rosaceae.